AUGGAAAAAGUGAUGAGUUUUCUUAUGAAUUUGAUGGUUAUUUCCUCUUUGCCCGUAGCCACAUAUGCUACGAAAACAGGUCCUGUAGACACCAAGGAACCAUGGUUCCAAGUCAUCUCCAAGCAUGGAAAUGAAAAGACAGCCAAGCUUCAUUUCUAUUUUCAGGAUUUAAUAGGUGGUGAAAAUAAGACAGUGUACGAGGUAGUCCGUGCUUCUAUCACUUGUAAUUCUUUGUUUCCGUUGGGUUCAAUUCUAGUCAUCGAUAACCUAAUCACAGCUGAGGCGGAUAUCAAGUCAAAGCCAAUUGGCAGAUUUCAGGGGAUUGGCGCUUCUGCUGACCUGAAAACAACAGCCGUAGCCUUAAAUGCUAACCUCUACUUCACGUCGGGAGGCGUGAAUGGAAGCACGAUCAGUGUUUCGGGAAGGAGUGCACUAAUGGAGGGACGUCGGCGUGAGCUGGCGAUCGUUGGUGGUACCGGGAUGUUCCGUUUUGCAAAAGGAUAUGCUAUCACCAAUUAUACUACUAUUGUUGAGAAUGAAUAUCUUCUUGUGGAAUGCACCGUUUAUGUGACUUACAUGGACGAAUCCAGACAUGAAAGCUUCUCAAGAUAA
Molecule: messenger RNA, 612 nt
Organism: Sesamum indicum (sesame)
Lineage: Eukaryota; Viridiplantae; Streptophyta; Magnoliopsida; Lamiales; Pedaliaceae
Product: dirigent protein 11-like
Source: RefSeq, a predicted model, not a curated record